Molecule: messenger RNA, 768 nt
Organism: Auanema sp. JU1783
Lineage: Eukaryota; Metazoa; Nematoda; Chromadorea; Rhabditida; Rhabditidae
Source: the annotation of a GenBank genome assembly
AUGGCCUUCUACGAGAAAGGAGAACAUUACGUGCAGGAGAAGAGAUAUAGAAACGGAUUUACAAAAGAAGUACUUGAUGAGGAGCAAUGGCAGCGUUCUUCUCCAGGUUUCCCAAAGUCAGACCGUUUGUCACUCGAAAAAUAUCGUGAUGAUUACCAUACCAAUCACAAUAACCACAUUCGGUAUGUGAAAAUCCCAGCUGAACGCGUUGUUGAUGAUUAUCGUCGCGUAGAUUAUACGAACGAAGAUGAUGAUAAUGGCUUCUAUAUUCGUCGUCCCGCUUCCAAUCGGUCAUCCCAGAACCGUCCACCAUCCGAUGAAUUGAUUUAUAAUAUUCAGCAUCCCCGAUCGGAACUAGGGUCACCUGGAAACCAGACUAACUACAAGACUAGCACAAGACCUGGCUCACCUGGUCCAGUAGCUGGUGUUGGAGAUAUAACUAAUACAGAACAUGGCUUUACAAUCGAGUUGGACGUGAAAUUGUUCCGACCUGAAGAAAUUAAGGUUGUGCUAAAUGACAAUCACCUCUCGAUCACAGGAGAACGGAUAGAGCAAUGUGGAGACGGUCAAACUCUUCGAAGAUCCUUCACCAGGAAAUACAGCAUCCCAACCGAUGUUCAUUUAGAUUCAAUUAGAAGUCAUUUGGCAGAUAAUGGCGUACUUUACAUCAAUGGUUCACGACGAGGCUGGAAAGAAACAAACUUGAUUUACCACGGAGCUAACAAUUCCAUGUAUGGUCGUAGCGGAUCAGUCAUAAGCACCGUGUAG